Messenger RNA from Sitodiplosis mosellana (orange wheat blossom midge), 1118 nucleotides. RefSeq lists its product as uncharacterized. Bases 194 to 991 code for a protein of 265 amino acids. Gene Ontology annotation, molecular function: DNA binding. Lineage: Eukaryota; Metazoa; Arthropoda; Insecta; Diptera; Cecidomyiidae. Gene Ontology annotation, biological process: regulation of transcription by RNA polymerase II. Gene Ontology annotation, cellular component: transcription regulator complex; nucleus. The transcript has 3 exons. The record is from RefSeq and is a predicted model, not a curated record.
UGUGCGUUGACAUUUACACGAUGCAGCAAAAAAGUGACGCAAGACAGUAAAAUAUACUCCACCGUAUUAUUACGUACAGGAAUUUAAGUUUUAUCGCAACUUUUCAUUGGCUUUGAAUCGAAUUUGUUCGGAAUAUUUUCGGUGGAAAAAGGUGAUCCGUUUGCGAUUGAAAAUUGAAACGAAUUGAAAAAAAAUGCCGAAAAUAAAGCGGGAAUCACGUCAAUUUAUCGUGAUUAAUGAGGAAAAACUCAUUAGUGAAGUGGAGAAACGAUCCAUUCUGUACGAUAAAGCAUUGAAAGGCUACCGAAAGCCAGCAAUUCGAGAAACAGCCUGGCAAGAGGUGGCAGUCGCAUUGGAAAGUACUGUCGAUGAAUGUAAGAAACGUUGGCGAUCGCUUCGAGAUGCAUUCAUGAAACAGUACAAAUUGUACAGUCGCGGCGAUACAAACUCCAAAAAACGAUGGCUAUUCUAUGAACAAAUGGAAUUUCUCGGUCCAUAUUUUGACAAUAACGACGAUAAGUAUGAUGGUGAUGACUAUAUUGAAACAAUUAACACAGACGGUGAAUCGAUCGACAAGAAUAGCUUAAAUCAAAUUGUAUGUAUAAACAGUGAUGGCGAGUAUCCGACGCAGAUCGAAGUGGACGAAUACAAUGAGGAACAAUUAGAAGAAGAUGCUCUCGAUACAACGCAAUACACAACCGUCACCAGUAAAAAGGGAGAGAAUAGCGUUUAUUACAUAAGCGCACCCACCAGCCAUUCGUCCAUAAACAACGAUUCACAACUUCAAUCGCCGACACGUCAACAAACAAAAGUUUUAACACAAACAAAUACAAACACCUCGAAUAAUAAUGAUCCAGAUGAACGAUUUUUGCUCAGCUGUUUACCCAUUUUGAAACGUUUACCGAACAAAAAGAACGCAUUGGCACGCUUGAGAAUCCAACAACUGUUAUUCGAAAUUGAAUUCGAGGAUUACGAAGUUAGUGGCCAGUAGUAUUAAGCCAAAGCGCGCAUCAGGGCUAUUUUUAUUCUCUUUUUCUAUGUAUAUAAUCAUAGGUAUAUAUAAUUUAAAUUUUUUGUGUGUCUUCUUGCUGAAUAGAAAUAAACGAGUCUUUAAACAA